UUGCAUUGCAGUAGACUGGGGUAACGCCACAAGAGGUAUACGCGAAGAUAAACACUGAAGCCAGCGCGUCGCCUCCUCUACCAGAAAGAGGACUGUUUUGGAACCGAGUCUAGACAUGGCAGCCUUUACUCGAUCUCGCACAUUUAUUAGGAGUUUUGUCCGUUUCUCCGACCGUGACCUGUAAGGCAUACUAUCGAUUAUUCGCAGAGAGACAAACAAAGCACGCACGAAGAAACCGCAAGCAAGCCACUAUGGCAGAAGAGGAAAAUGCUAAUGUGGUCAGCGCAAAUGAAGAUGAAGAUGAAGAUACAGGUCCAGAUGGCCCCAAACUCAAGCUGGAGCUCAGUGCCUUCAGAGCUCAGUGGAUGUCUGAGCUGAAUCCCAAUGCGGGAGAGACUGGGUCGGGCAAAGGCUCAUCGAGGGCAUCCGAUCUAAGAAUGGCCCAAGAAGCGGCAUGCGAGCGAAAGGCUAGGGAGCUGUUCCUGAAAGCCGUAGAAGAAGAGCAGAGUGGAGCGGUUUAUGAAGCCAUCAAGUUCUAUCGCCGGGCCAUAAAGCUGGUGCCGGACAUUGAGUUUAAAAUCAACUACAACCGCACCGAUAAGGAGAAAGGGGAGAACAGUUCGGCAGGAUUGGCCGACAUCGAAGAUCUCAUUGCCUACUUCCAGCAGCAGCUGACUCUGGAAGAUGCCUGGCCAAAGAUAUGCCAGCCCGAGACAGCAAUGUCUGAGAUGCACAUUUCUGCCUUACCGCCGGAGGUCUUGAUGUACAUCUUCCGCUGGGUGGUGUCCAGUGAUCUGGACAUGCGUACCCUGGAGCAGCUGUCUCUGGUCUGCCGGGGCUUCUACAUCUGUGCCAGGGACUCUGACCUGUGGCGUUCCGCCUGCCUCAGGGUGUGGGGUCGCACUGCGCUCACCCCCUUCCAGUCCUGGAGGGAGAUGUUCCUGGAGAGGCCGCGCGUUCGCUUUGACGGAGUCUACAUCAGCAAGGUGUCAUAUGUCCGUCAAGGUGAAGAGUCCCUGGACGGCUUCUACCGGGCCUGGCACCAUGUAGCGUACUACAGGUACCUCCGGUUCUUCCCAGAUGGGAAGGUGGGGAUGUUGACCACGCCUGAAGACCCGGUGACUGUGAUUCCUCGCCUGCGCAGUAAAAACACACGGGUGGAAUCGGUAAUGCUCGGUUAUUACCGCCUCUCCCAGGAAACCGACAAUGAAACCAAAGUAUUUGUUGUUGUGUCCAAGAAGAAGGAAGAGAGGGUGGCAGAAGUCCAAAGGAAUCGGUUCUGCAGGCGGAACCCUGCCCCUGAAGCUGAGCAUAACUUCCAUGUGGGUCUAAAGAUCGCCUCCGGGGGGCGCCACAACAAGCUCAGCUGGAUCCACCACUCUUGCCACAUCACCUACAGGCCAACUGGAGAAACGGUGGUCACGGUGUUCAACUUGGACAACAUGUACGCACCUUUUUUAUUUGCCCGUGUGAAGAGUUACACAGCUUCCUCAGAGGGGCCGCUGUAGGGGACACACAGGUGUGCGUGGGAGGAUCUGAAGAUCUUUCUACUUUUCACAGCAUCAUGAAGAAUACACUGCUACAAAAAGUUGCUUUUUUCUGUACAGCGGAGUCUUUAUUUUUAUUGACUGAAUGUUAGCUCCACAUUCGUUGGUCCUCUCGGCAUGUUUAGGUUUUAAACAUAAUGCCCUACUUUUACUGAGGAUAUGGAAUGUAUAAUACAGUCGAUUGUUUUCGGGCUUUCACCUAAUCUUGGCUUUCUCUGUUUUUCCUGGUCAAAUAAACGGUGUGGGACACGUUCUG
Gadus morhua (Atlantic cod) is the source of this 1803-nucleotide messenger RNA. It is a transcript of the gene fbxo9, whose product is annotated as F-box protein 9. Gene Ontology annotation, cellular component: cytoplasm; SCF ubiquitin ligase complex. Gene Ontology annotation, biological process: SCF-dependent proteasomal ubiquitin-dependent protein catabolic process. The transcript is spliced from 13 exons. Gene Ontology annotation, molecular function: protein binding. NCBI's taxonomy places the organism in Eukaryota, Metazoa, Chordata, Actinopteri, Gadiformes, Gadidae. Bases 252 to 1508 code for a protein of 418 amino acids. The record is from RefSeq and is a predicted model, not a curated record.